This is a messenger RNA of Alosa alosa (allis shad), 1610 nucleotides long. Its product is annotated as methyl-CpG-binding domain protein 3-like. Gene Ontology annotation, molecular function: DNA binding. The record is from RefSeq and is a predicted model, not a curated record. NCBI's taxonomy places the organism in Eukaryota, Metazoa, Chordata, Actinopteri, Clupeiformes, Clupeidae.
AGGUCACGAUGUAACUUCUUUGUUUUAUUAGGAUGUUACAUGUACAUUACUAUUCCCAUGGGUAGAAGUACAGUGCAUGAUUUGAAAUUGCCAACCUGCAUGUGUUUCAUUGGAGAGCGGUGGAGCUGCCCUUUGCUACUACUAUAAUGGUUGAAGCCUCCGAGUCGUAUGCGGUUCUGGGAAACCUGUCUUAAUAGCGACACUCAUUGGACGCUGGAGGGAUAGACUGGAGUGGAGUGUCCUAAAAGGUGACACUAGUGCGUGUGUGGUAAACUAAAGUGGGACAUCGCAUUUCUCCGCACACUUGUAACCUCGGCGCGCCUAAACCCACGAAGAAAACAUGGAGCGGAAAAGUCCCACUGGAAAGAAGUUUCGCAGCAAACCACAGCUGGCUCGUUACCUGGGAAACUCCAUGGACCUGAGUUCCUUUGACUUCCGCACGGGGAAGAUGAUUUUCAGCAAGCUCAACAAGAACCGACAGCGUCUCCGCUACGACCAGAAUCAGAACAAGGGCAAGCCUGACCUGAAUACCUCACUACCAGUCAGGCAAACCGCCUCUAUCUUCAAACAGCCUGUUACCAAAGUGACCAAUCACCCCAGCAACAAAGUGAAGACUGAUACCCAAAAAGCUGUUGAGCAGCCAAGACAGCUGUUCUGGGAGAAGAAGCUCAGCGGCCUGAAUGUGUAUGACAUCGCAGAGGGACUUAUGAAGAGCAUGGAGCUGCCCAAAGGCCUGCAUGGAAGCAGGAGGAGCUGGUGUACAGCGUGAGGAAGAGGCUGGAGGAGGCCCUCAUGGCUGAUAUGCUGGCGCAGAUCGAGGAGGCCGCCAUCGAUGUGGCCGCGCUGAAGGAUGAAAAUGAUGACGAUGAUGAUGACGACGAUUACAAUGCGGAGGAUGCAGAUGAGGUAUAGCCCAGGGUCUCAAGCAUUGACGAGCUCUGUGGGUCUACAGCAUUUUUUUAAUUUUUACUCUCACAGGACUGUGACCAAGACCACGUCAGCCACAAGCCGAUCAGGAAGAACACCAGUCACUGUUUUUUCUACGUCUUUUCUAUCGAGUCACUUUGCACUUCGUCACCUGAUUCCACUUUGUCACUCCGGUACAAACUACAUGUCAUAGUUACAAAUGAGUUAGUUCAUGCAUUUCUAUUAAUGGUUACGUUAUUUUAUGUGUUUUCACAACAAAUGUUUUUUUGUUUUUGUCAGUUUACUUUGCAAAUAAUGGAAAAUGUGACACUCUCAGUUCUUAAACUUGUAUUUAACUCCCCCUGGUGAUUUUCUAGAACCACCCGUCCCAUUUCACUCCCUCUCUCUCUCUCACACACACACACACACACACACAUUCACUCUCGCUCUCACACACACACAAACACACUCACUCUCGCCAUCACACACACACACUCACUCUCGUGCACACACACACACACACAAGCCCUCCCACUCACAGCUGCGGGGUCUUCAGGGAUGGGGCAGGCCGUUGCGAAGUCAUUUGAAUCACCUUCGCUGUUUAAGUUGUUAAUUAAUGCUCUCAAAAGGCAGACUGUAGCUGGCUGCUAAAAAGGGUGCUCAGAUCCAUUAUGGUGUCCUUUUAUAUAAACACUUGAGCAGUA